AUGAGCUCGCAAAAUAAGAAGAAGGCUGCAAAGCGCAUCCUAGCCCUGAGUGUAGAUAACACGACCAACCUUUGGCACGGCAUUUUGGAAGGAAUCAAGGUAUUUGAGCAGAGCGGAAACUCAGGCCGAGUGCCUGCUAUGUUUGUUCUCACAGAUGGGCAGCCGAAUUGCCACCACCCCCUGCAAGGCUAUGUGUCUGCAGUUAGGGAUAUGUUACCACUGCCUGCUGCGAUUCACACUUUCGGAUUCGGUAACGACAUCAAGUCGGGGCUGCUGAAGUCCAUCGCAGAGGUUGGAGGUGGAAGUUACUCCUUUAUCCCUGAUGCUGGCAUGGUCGGGACCGUUUUCGUCAACGCAGUGGCCCAUCUUCAGUCUACCUAUGCCAACAGAUGCGUGCUCGAAGUCACUUAUCCGGAGUCCUUUCUACUGGAAACAACGACAGGGGAUACCGUGGAUAGCCAAGCGCAUGACAGAUUCGAUAACUCAUUAAUCCUCACAGUUGACGGAACACGACAGCAAAGACUGGUUAUCAAUCUGGGAAACCUUCAGUAUGGUCAAUCCAGGGAUAUAUACUUGAACUCUAAACUACCUGCUUGGGGUGGAAACAGCGGCAAGUUCGCCAUCCACGCCAAAUUGCGGUAUUCACGGAUGCGCGAGGUUGAGUACGUUGUCAACACCACGCAGGACAUGACUGAAGAGACGUCGCUGCCCGAACCUGAGAUUGCGUAUCACCAAAGUCGGUCAAUGGUCUGCCAUUUUCUCUCAGACCUAUUUCCGUUUCUGCAAGACGGGGAGCACGACCUCAAUAUGCUUCGUUUCGACACCAGCGGAAAGGCUCAAUCCAAGUACGAAUCACUGGUUGCCGCCAUCCCUGCAAAGAACUUCAGCGAUCCCUUGAACACGGCCUUGAUGCGAGACGUUUGCGGGCAGAUCAACCUGGCUAUGCACAAUAGCGAUUUCCUGAGGACGUGGGCGCCCCACUACUUCCUCAGCUUGUGGGAUGCACACGCGAAACAAGUACAAAAUACCUUCAAGGACCCAGGCGUGCAGGUCUAUGACAUGCAUAGCCCUCUCUUCCUUAAGUGCCAGAAGGAUCUGACGCUCGCGUUCAACAUGACGGUCAAGCCGCCUCCGCCCAGCCUGAAGGCGGACGCCGACGAGAACUACAGCACCGGCGACGCACCCAUUUCCAUGUCGUCGUUUAACAACUCCGACUACCCGUGCUUUGCUGCAUCGAGUUCGGUGACCCUGGCUGGAGGCCGGAGCCUGCCCGUCAGUGGGCUACGGAAAGACAUGAUGGUUCUCACGCCAAGGGGGGGCCGCAAGGUCGUGGCUGUUCUCAAAACUAGGGUCUGGGAGAUCGUCCUCUGCAACGUCGACGGCCUCUUGAUCACCCCGUGGCAUCCUGUGAAACGUGAUAACGGGUGGACUUUCCCCGGAAAAGUGGCGAAAAAGGGUGUGCGAUACUCGGGGGCUAUCUACUCGGUUCUGCUCGAGAGCGACCGGGACUCUGAAGCGCAUGCUAUUCAGGUGGGAGGUGUGUGGGCUGUGACAUUAGGGCAUGGCAUACUGAGCGGCCAGGACGCAAGAGCACACCGCUUCCUAGGGGAUUAUCCGAAAAUCUCCAAGGCCUUCUCAACGGUUGGCGUCAGACCAGAUGGCGUUGCGGCACAAGGCAGGAUUGGCAGGGCUAGCACGUGGGCAUCGCUGGCCUGGUACGCCUUGCUGGCUCAGGCCGGAUUUUCGCAGCGACCCAAGUGGUGGCUGCUGUGGCCCGGGGCAAUUCCUGCCCGCCGCCCGCCGCCUACCUGGGGCCAGCACGCGUCCGCUCUGGUUGCAAUUAGCACGUGGACGGCGGCUGUUGACCACUGA
This is a messenger RNA of Neoarthrinium moseri, 1872 nucleotides long. RefSeq lists its product as uncharacterized. Lineage: Eukaryota; Fungi; Ascomycota; Sordariomycetes; Amphisphaeriales; Apiosporaceae. The coding region runs from base 1 to 1872 and encodes 623 amino acids. The transcript is spliced from 5 exons. The record is from RefSeq and is a predicted model, not a curated record.